UGUUGGGGCGCCUUUUUCCAGGAAUCCCAUUCUCCUCUGGAGACGUUGGGAAUAGUGGAACGACACGGCUUCAGCCCCGAGGGUUUCUUGCUGCUUUCCGUAGUUUAAAGAACCUGAAUUCUCUGGAUAUGUAAUCGGAAAGCAAACGGACAUCGAUUUAUUCAUUUAUAAGAGGGCUCUUCUGUUGGUAAACAGCCUCUUAGGAUGUCUGACGCCGCGUCGUUGUUGUGGUGAGAAACGCUCCCGGCUAAAAGCAGAAGAGACCCAAUCGGUUAGAUGCUCGCUAUGCCUCGCUUAAGCACCGGCCCCAUCUCAAAGGCCAACCCUGCCCUUUUGUGGCUCGUCUGCGUUGUUCUUGGAUUCUCUGCUCUAAACACACCAGCCCAGGCUGAUCCUGAAAAACCUCAGCAUGUGAGCCUGUCAGCUGACUUGGCCAGGCAGCAACUACUCAUAUCAUGGUUUGGAGGAACAGCCACGACCUUUGACCUCAUCAUAUUAAGAACUGAAUUCAAUGAAACUGUCUACUAUAAGGCCAGAGUGUCUGCCACGGUGAAUCGAGCGAGCGGCGAGUACCGGUUUACCUGGACUUCUGUCGUACCUCUGGAGUGCACGUCGCUGUCAGUAGGGGUCCGCUCAAGAGAUGGACAGAAAACGAGCGAAUGGAGCCAAAAUCAAAUACAAGGAAGGGACUUUCCUACUAAUAGUCGUUUCCAGAUGUACCCCCAGGACAGAAUCGUGCCUGUGGGGGCCAACACAACCUUUUGUUGCAUCGUAGAGGAGGGCAAAGUCUUCAAAAGCAUCAAUUAUAGUGGAACAGAAAUAAAAGCAACACGUCUGAGUCGGCGAAGUUACGCCGCUACUGCAGUUAGUCAGACGGCGUCGGGUACAACGGGAUCCAACGUUAUUUGCCUCUCGACGGACAACAAGCUGUCCGGAGCCGUCGUGUUUGUUGGAUAUCCACCGCUGCCCAGUAAUUUUUCCUGUGAGACUCAUGACCUCGUCUCAGCCGUGUGCCAAUGGAGUAAAGGACGAGACACUCACCUGGUUGGCAGAAAGAGAGAAACGGUUUUCUCCAUUAUGGGCAGAAGCUGUGCUGAGAAAAGCCCAGAGCAGAAGUGCACGCUGCGUCAGUGGGAUGGUAACUGGACUCUGGUGGCUGUUAAUCCUCUUGGACGGCACAGCCUCACUGACUCGGCCGAUAUUAGUCACAGAGUGUCUCCAGUCGCACCAGUGAAUCUGACAUCCAUUGCUCAUGCCUGGAAUGCGACUUUAUACUGGGAGUGGACAUACAGCAGUUAUUCCUCCCUGGCUCUUGUCUGCCAGGUUGAGAUAACCUCCCAUGGAAACAAAACAGAGCUCUUCUCCGGUGGGGGUCUCCGAUCCGUGGUUCUGUCAGACCUGCAGCCUGAUGAACAUUACAGAGUCCGCAUUCGCUGUGGAUCCCAGAGGAACUUCUGGAAGUGGGGGAACUGGAGCCAAGUCCUUUCGUUCACAACCAGAGCCUAUGUUCCCAAUCCCCCUGAUGUGUGGAUGUGGAUGAACAGGGACAUCACCGGGAUGGUGGUUUGGAAGCCUCUAACGCGACAGCAGAGCCGAGGUCGGAUGAAAAGUUAUACCGUGACUUUUUGGAACCUUGAAGAAAAGCUGCACACUCAGGUGGUGCCAGCAGACACUUACUCUGUGCCGUUCAACCUCUCGCAAAUGGUUUCAUUCAGCGAUGGUAACAAGGUCGAAGCAAAGGUCGUUGCAAACAACGUGGACAGGUCCUCUGAACCUUCAAAGGUUCCUCUACGUUUGAUCGACGUGGAGCCGCUCGUUUUUUCCAGAGUCGUUUAUGGCGACGGUGGUUUCCGUCUAAACUGGGAGCACAAUGCCAGCGCCACCUGCAGUUAUUUGGUUGAAUGGUACGAUGCCCUGUGCAUGCGUGACUGCGCUGUGGACUGGAUCCCAUUGGCUGCUGGAAGCACCAAUGUGUCCAUCGAGUCAGAGAACUUCCAGCCAGGUGUGAGAUACAACUUCUCCCUCUACAGCUGUCCGUCAGACGCCCCAGAACUAAUUCAGCGUUGGCAGGGAUACACGCAGGAGCUCGUCCCGUCCAGUUCCUGCCAUCUGUCAGUCAGUCAGCAGAAGUCCGACGUCAUCCUUACCUGGAAUGAGAUUCCUCUGGCUGACAGAAGAGGCUAUCUCCGGGGCUACAACGUUUACAUGAAUAAUGGCUUCCAGCUCACACUUCUCUCCAAUCUUUCCAACCUUGGAAUGAGGAGCUACACAGUAAAGGGUCUCCCUGUCGGGUCCUAUAAAUUUACAGUCAAGGCCUACACGUCGGCAGGCGAGGAUUCCGGCACCACCGUUUCUAUUAAGAUGGAGGACACUGACGAUCUGAUUCUGGAAAUUUUGGCUUCUUUGGGGAUGGUGACACUAUUACUGGUCAUUGCUACUGUUGUUUGCUUCAAGAAGAGAAAAUGGGUAAAAAAUGCCUUCUACCCAGACAUACCCGAGCCCAAACUGCCCAGUGAUUGGUCCAGGACGCCGGGACCUUUGGAUGUGAAGCCAUCUCUCCACAGUAUGGUCCACAUUGUAGAAAGGCCCGAGCGGGAUUCUAGCAAGGAUGCUCUCGUUAUCAUUCCUGAAGAGGAUGAGGAUGACGAAGAUCAAGCCGUAGGAGACGAGCCAGUUGACACAGACGAGCCACAGUCGUUACGCUACUACAACGAUGCAGUAGACGAGCGCCCCAUACGGCCGCGUUUCCCAGACUCCUCUUUUUCUUCCGCGUCUUCCGUGGAUUCAGCCAACACGGAUGUGACAUACACGGGGAUCCAAACAUCAUGUUCUUCUCUGGUCUUUCAACUGGAUCCACAGAGCUCAGCGGAGGGCCAUCAGCAUCACUCUAACAGCUGUGGGGGUGGAGGAGGGGUGUACUGGCCCCAGAUGCACCCCACAACUUUAGGUGACACCAGUGGCCCAGCUUCUUCUGAGCCUUUGCUGGACCCCCAGGCUGCUUGCUCUGGGGGAUACAAACCCCAAAACUCCUGGCAUUUGGACUCUCCUACUCAGGCUGGUGGAAACAACAACAGUCUAGGAUCACCCGUCUCCAUUGCUUCCACACAGUUCCUCCUCCCUGAAGAGGAGGAACACGAAGGUGAGAAGCGAGCGUCGGCAACAACGUGGUUCAGCAAUCUGCUGUCAUCCUCAAGACCGUGAUUUUGUCCCAUUUCUGCUAAUAGCAGGCAGGCAGCGAGGGUUAGGAAAAAGGGUCCCAUUCUUUUCUGUUAUCAGCGUCGUGUGUUGGCAAGAAAGGAGAAAAAGAAUCCUUAUUUUUCCCACAAUGUAGCACUACGUCGUUACAAUCAGCACUUUGACUGCAGGCUAGGAAUACCUUUUGGGAGGUUGGUUACUAAAAAAAAACAAUCACAUUAUAAAUUCCUGUUUUCACCCAGAGAUGGAUAUAAAGAUAUAUAAUAUAAAAAAUCUAUUCUGACUUGUCAGGAAACACGGUGAUUGUUGAACUUCCUUUAAAAGCUGGUCCUGUAACAUGCUGUAAUGGGCGUUUCGUAAUGGUAAAUGUGUAUUUGCCCCAUUGCGUCAGCGUUUUAGCUCACAUUUCAUAUAUGUUUAAAGGUGUGGAACACAGAAAAACAACUUUUAAAUUAUUAUUUCCAAUUAUAAUUGGUCACUCUUGAGUUUUUCAUGCAGGCUGAACAUAAAAAUAGUCUCCUACACCCAUCUCCUGCAUUAGCUUCUGUGAAAAUCUAGGAUUUGAAAAGCCUCAGAUCUAUGUCACACUGUCGUUUUAACAUUCAUUGACUCACCCUUUGUGAUUUGUGAGGGGUAAGGCUGUUGUUGGUUUAGCAGCUGAGAAUGUCCCAACUAGCAGAAGCUAACCAUUAGCAUUAGCUGCUCCACAACACUGCAGAACUCCUUCAGGCUUGUGUUAUUUGUGGAGAUAAAACGUUGUUACAAAACAAAUGAGUCAGUGGUAGAGUCGUGUUGCUGUUGGUCAAUCAGAGGAGAGAUGUCCAAAUAUUAGAAAAUAAGACUCCAAAUCCUGCCGUGUUAAGCUCUCCUCUGCUAGUUCCUGAAACAAGCGUCCCCUUGACCCAACCCCGGAUAAGCAGCUGAAGAUGGAUGGAUGGAUGGAUGGAUGGAUGGAUGGAUGGGUAGGUACUAAAACAUAAACUCAUUGUGACAUAAAACACUACAUUUUAUGUUGUUUACCAUCUUGCUCUAUAGACGCUGCACAUGUUUAGCUGGCCGUUGGAGGUUGUUGUCAUGUGAUCAUUUCCACUUUUCAAAAUCUGACAUUUCCAGAGUCGCCUUAAAAAAAAGCGCCAGUGCCCAUUACAGCAUUCAUGGCUUCCAUCACUGGGAGCCUCACGCCUGCUGUCAGCUGAUGAAAAAGACAACACGUCAGGUCAUUAUAAAGGAAAAUAAAACAGCAGUACUGGUGUAGUUUCUGCUCCGAAUGGCUGUUUUUUAAUUACUGUCUAAAACUUGUUCAUUUUAAAAUGCACUUAUUAUGUGACACAAGUACGGGAAUGGUGCUUUCUGUUAUGGUCUGGAAUUCUGUGGGGAUUAAACCCAACAGAUAUGCACUCGAUAUAAGCUAGAACGUCAUAAACUGUCAUUCAACGGUUAGAGUAUUUUUAUUUUGUCUUCCUCAACCCAUAGUGUUUAUUUUCUCAUUCAGGCCAGUGUUUUCUGUUGUUCUGUAUACCUUCCAGAGCAUUAUCAACUUGUUGAUGGUGGGAAACUAUUUUUUUUUAUUAAUUAUGAUUUCUGAUUGAUUUUAUAAUAUAAUGCUUCCAAUGAUGUUUCACCAUAUCUUUUUACUGCCUUAGCCCUAACUAUUUGUUAAAACAGCAAAAGCAGAAAUGCACUGUAUGGGACUGAACUUCCACUGGGGAGCUAAAAAGAAACUGUGGCUUAUUUCUGAUGUUUCUGAAUUGUUUUCAGUCUGCUGUCUACGUUUUUAGUUGUUUAGGGAAAUGGGACCAAGGGGAAAGCGUGCCAGUCUGACAGACGUCCUUCAUCAUCUCUGGUAAACUUUACGUUUUAAGGAUAAUUAUAAUAAAAAUGGUGUCUAAUUUUCUGGAUUUGUUUUGUUGUAUGUCGAAAGUUGAGCCUGAGGUCUGCCACAGCUGACUGUGGUGUUUUAGUGCCUCCAGCCGACAAGCUUUAAAAAUACUGUGACGUAAAAUAUGACAAUAAACUAAUAUAUCUCUUCACAUUAUAUGGGCAAUUAAUGUACUUAGACAUCUCUUUUCAUGUAAAUGUUUUAUUAAUCAGGAAGAAACUAACACUUAUUAAAGAAAAGAGAAAAAAUGUUUUGAAUGAGAUUAGUAGUUUAUUUCAUCCAGUUGUAAAGAGUGUGUAAAGGGUAAAGGGUAUUAAAUGACUGCAGAUUGUCUUUUCCUCUAAUGUGUGCAAUUGGAAACAAGCAUUACUUUAAAGACUGGGUUACAGAAUGUAUGUAGAAAUGGUUAAACAAAUGUGCACCUUUUCACUUUUCCCUAAAUCUUUGUAUUUUGCAAUUAAUUGUUUAUGUUUACUUUCUUGAUUUCUUUGUCCAACAAAUGAUUUUGCAUCAAAUGUAAUUAUUGGUAUCAAAAUGUACAUUCAUGAUGUGCUGAAACACAGGAAGUGUUACUAAAAAACCAUCAUGUGGCUACAAUUAAUUAAAACUGUUUCCCACUUGUUAUUGCCGUCAUAUCACAGACUUAUCUUUUGCCAAAGAUGGUGUAAGUAGGGCCAGGUACUCAUUACCCAAGUAAUUUUUCUUGCAAUUUUCUGUUUUUAACUAUUAGGAAAUAGGUUUAACAAAGAAAACGCUGUGUAACGUCUACAUGUCUUUCCUCCCAACGUAUUUAUGUGAAUGUGAUGCCUAAGCUGUUGCUACAAAGCAAUGGUUUAAGUACAGAUUACACUACAGUAUGUAUCUUUAAAACACUAACACUGACUAACCCAUUGCAUGAUAACAUGACCUAAGGGUUUUUUUUCUUGAAGUGUUGUAAAAUGUAGAAUAAUUUUAAGAUUAUUUUAUUAAUGAACUGAACGGACUACCUGUUGUCUCUGAUUGAACACAAAAAUAUUAGCAUUAAUACCAAAAAUUGCUGUUACCUGUUUAAAGGCAAUAAAUUAGUUUUGUCUUGAAAA
Nothobranchius furzeri (turquoise killifish) is the source of this 6153-nucleotide messenger RNA. RefSeq names its product LIF receptor subunit alpha a (gene lifra). Gene Ontology annotation, cellular component: external side of plasma membrane; signaling receptor complex. Gene Ontology annotation, biological process: cytokine-mediated signaling pathway. The record is from RefSeq and is a predicted model, not a curated record. Gene Ontology annotation, molecular function: cytokine receptor activity; cytokine binding. NCBI's taxonomy places the organism in Eukaryota, Metazoa, Chordata, Actinopteri, Cyprinodontiformes, Nothobranchiidae.